CCCGCCCCCCCCCCCCCCCCCAACUCUCCUUGAGGUGGCUUCCUAUAAGAAGUGUACAAUGUUCCUGCAACAGUGGCGCCACAGUUGUUUGUAGUAUUUCCCAUUGUCUGUCUUAUGGACAUGUUCUGUAUUGUUUAGUUUUAUUUGUGACAGGUAAAGUGAAUGCUGCAGUUAAGGUGUUUGCAAAAACAGUAUAAACAAACUGGUUUGGAUGUUCUUUGGAAACCUUUCUCUUUUUGCACUGCAGGAACUAUAGAUUGACUGCCACAAGCCUAAGAUGUCAACUCCCAAUUCCUGUUCGCAGGAAUUGCAAAAAGAAAGUUAAGUUAGCAAUCUGCUUUCCUAUAGCAGAUUAGGUCCAACACAGGUAUCUGCUAAAGACUGUUGCCAAAGUACAUUGUUAUAUACUUGCCCCACUGACCAAAUGGGGAAUCACUCCAAAAUUGGUGGGGUAAGGCGCUGCCAUGAACCUCAGAUCUUAGGCCUCGCCUCAUGAAUUGUAAUCCUUAGAUUUGAAAAUCACUUAAGAGGUUAGCCAAACUGAAUCCCAAGACAGCUCCCCCUCCUCCCAGACAUCUGGGGUUAAUGUAUGGGUUGUAGGACAAGGCAGGCAGGUGGGCAGAGGUCUUUUUCUGCUUCCUGUGCUGACUUGCAGGGUGAAUCUCAGCCCGGUUGCAACUCAGGAGUCUGGAAGAGGAGGAAGGGAGGAGGAAGGUCCCCGCAGUCAUCAACAGGGCAGGUGGCUGCGCUGGAGCAGCGCUUGCUUCCAUCCUAGAGAGUGGAGUGGGGGGGGAGAAGGUGGGCCCGCAGGCCCCCUCCCCAGGGCAAAGGGCAAGAAGAGGGCAAGCCCCUCAUCUGCCCAAGAGCAGUACCCUGGCACACCACCAGAGGGCAGUGCCAGGCCUGGUGGGGGAGACUAGGUUGAGUUUCUUCUUUGUGAGAAGGGGCAGAAGUGGGAAGGGGCAGGCGUGCGAUUGCGCAUGUGUAGAAAUGCUUCCUGGGGAAAUGGCCGGGUCCCGCACUGUUUCCUCCCAUGGUGUAACCUCCUGCUCAAUAAGGAGAUGUUGCUGCAGCCUCUCUCUUGCCUCUGCUGUGGUUUUCCCUGAAAUGCCCCUCCAUCUCUCUCUGGGGCAGGCAGGGGAAGCAAAUCGAGUUGUGUGAAAGAUGUUCUCUGUUUCUGUUCUGAGUUUCGGAUCCCUUCCACUCCAGAGCCACCCGCGGAAGUGGGCUGCUGCUGCUGCUAGAGCUGCUUCAGAAAGGCUGGGUGGCCUCUCAGGGGCCCUGGGCUCCUGGCUGUGGUUUAUCCGUGUCCCAUGUGGCUGCUUUGGAUUGGCCCACAUGGGCAAUGCUUUUUCUAUCACCAGAUGCUGACAGACUGCAGUUCCCAUGAGUCCCUGAGCCGGCAAUAGCCAGCGUCCAGGGAUGAGGGGAGCUGCACCUGACAACCUUUUGAGGAGGACAUGUCCUCCAUCCUGAUUUUACUGGGAUCUCUUAUUUGAGUGAGAUUCUGGGAGCAGAAUGUGGCCACUAAUCUCUACUUGUCAGUCUCGAUGGCCAAGCCUUCAAGCAGACAUGGGGAACAAACAGAGCCUGGAUGAGGAACUUUUUAGGACUACAAAUCCCAUAAUCCCUCAGUCAGUCUGGAAGUGGGAGAGUUGUUGGAAAAUACACAUAUGAAAGAGGUUCUUCUCUUACCUGCCUUAGAGCCAAAAUGAAGGAAAAUCCAGUCCUGAUGAUUGGUAAAGGAAGAUCCUGAGCAUGCACAGAAUUGUGGGUUUUAUACCCACCUCUUCAAGGCACAAUUCAGUACCAGUCGGGGUUCUUAGAGUUUCAGCCAACUGCAACUCUUAUCACCUGCUUUGAUGCUAAAACCAUACUGAGUUACAUCACUGUGACUAAGGAGCAGGUUGUUGCAGCUCACUGCCUUUGCUUUGCAGUGGGUUGCUGAAGGGGAUGGUUCCUCUUUGGGGCUUUCACAAAAGGUUGCCCCAAUUUCCUGCCCGAACUUGCAACCAGAGGAGGAGCAGCGUCUUGCCAGAGGAGGAACGGCCAGAGCCAGAGACGAGCAAGAACCCAAGGAGGAAGGAGAACCCAGCGGCGGUGGCAGUGGGAGGCCCAGGCCCGGCCCCUGCUCUACAGUCUUCCAGCCUUCAGGUGCAGUCUCCCUAUUCCAACAGCUUCUCCGUCCUUGGAUGCUUUGAAGCCGGUCUGGUCCAAGCCAAUCUAGCCUGUGUGUGCCUCCCUCUCUGUCUCUAAAGCCAGCCAGGGACUUCUUCUUCCAGGCACCAUGAGGGCUGGAGUCUCCCUGGCUGUCCUACUCUUCUGCCUGGAUCUUGGCCACAACCUGCGGUGCCAGAAGUGCAUGAGCCAGGAUGGGAACUGCACUGGGGCAACCAGCAUGGAGCUCUGUGGCCCCAGGCAAGACUCCUGCUUCUUUGAGAUCAAGCAGUUCCUGGACGUGAGUGCUGACACUGUCAAGCGGGGAUGUGGCACGGCCAAUGCCUGCCGCCGCUAUCCCGAGGGCUACCGGGGCCACUUGUUCCGCUCAAUCUACUGCUGCUCCUCUGACCUUUGUGAGCCACUGUCCUGUCACACCAGCAGGGCCGGCCCCCCAAAUGGCCUGAGCUGCCAGAGCUGCAUUGGGAGCUCUGCCGAGUGCGGCCAGGAGGCGCCUUCAGAGCCCUGCCGGGGGGCGGAGAACCAGUGUGUCCAGAUCUCCCAGCGCUUCCUGCCAGGGGAAGAACAGGAGCCCCUCAUCAAGGGCUGUGGGGCUGAAGACUUUGAGGAUGCGCUGUUGGCCUACCAGGUGGGAAGAGAUUUCGCCUACAUGGACCAGAAGGUCUGCCGGCUGAACAACUGCAACAACAGGAGUUUCCCUGACAUCCCUGCAGGGAGGCCCAACGGCCUGCAGUGCUACACCUGUCGAGAGUUGGGGCGUGGGGAUUGUGCCCCUGAGAGGCUGUUGCCUUUGAACUGCUCUGGAGACAUGGAUUGGUGCCUGCAUGUCAUCGGCAAAGGAGAUGGAGGGGCACAGGUGACCCUUCAGAAGGGCUGUGGUACAGAGACCAUGUGUGGCCGCCAUCAGGAGAUCUACCGCAAGCUUAAGGGGCCUGGUUCCUUCGCGUCUUGCUGUAAGGGCCGGCUCUGCAACCGGGCGCGGGGCCUACCGGUGCCAGUAGUGGGCCCAUUUCUUGCCAUGGUACCCAGCCGGGGGAAGAGAAGGUGCGGCGGGUCCAGCUCAGCUUCCCACUGGCUGCCAUGGGGCUCCCUCGGGCCCUGGGCCUCCAGCUCCUGCUCACCCUCCUCCUGGCGCCAGGUGAGGCCAUCUUCUGCUAUAACUGCACCAGUGCAACAGGCUACAAGUGCAGCACCGCAGAGGAAGCCUGCUCCUCCUCAGUCAACAGCUGCAUCACCAUUGCCCGCAAGGAGCACUCAGGGGCCCACGAAACAGAAAAUCCAGCUUACGAGAAAAAGUGCAAUUCAGAUGACCGCCUCUGCAAUCAGUUCUAUGGGCUGCUGGCUGGCGAUUUCCGCAUGCACUGGAACUCCAGUUGCUGCCGUUUUGACCGCUGCAACACCCGAGAAGUCAUUGAGGAAUUUAAGGAGGAGCAGGUCGCCUUCACAGGAUGCGCCACAAAGAAUGUCUGCGACAUGGGAGCCGUCGCCCUCUUUGCGGCCAGCCAGAACGUGGAGGUGAAGAGCAACCUGUGCAGCGGAGGAGCGCCAAGAGCCCCCGGCCAAGACGGCCUGGCCCUCUCCUUGAUGGCAGCGCUGCCUUUCCUGGCCUUUUGGCUUUGACUCCCCCCCCCCCCCCCCCCCCCUUCCCCCCCCCUGAGCCCUUUCUUCUUCUUAGGCUGCCUUCUGUUCCCAAUUCAUGUUAAAACAAUUGCCAGGCUUUCCACAGUUUGAGAAGGGGAAGAAUCCUUCUUCUCUGCUUUAAGAGCCAGACCGUGUUUGACCCACAGCUCUGAUGGGAGAGGGCCUCCGCAUAGUCCUUGCUUAUAAGGAGUCUGGGUCACAUGUCUAGGGAAGGAUCGCCAUGCGCUCCAUUUGUGGGAGCCUGGGGGGAGUAUGGCAGCAGAGGCGGGGAAAUUAGUGGGAAGGGACUCACAUGUUAAAUCAACCAUUUAUCGGUUAAAUAAUCCAAGUCAAUUGCAUUUAUGUUGACAUAGGGACACUUCUUAAAAAUUGCAUUACUUUUAAACAGUUGCUUAAGGCUAUAUUAUGUUCCAACAUUAAAAGCCUUAUCUGAAUAAAGAAGAGAAACCCAA
Sceloporus undulatus (fence lizard) is the source of this 4271-nucleotide messenger RNA. Its product is annotated as urokinase plasminogen activator surface receptor-like. The record is from RefSeq and is a predicted model, not a curated record. The coding region runs from base 2288 to 3697 and encodes 469 amino acids. The transcript has 13 exons. Lineage: Eukaryota; Metazoa; Chordata; Lepidosauria; Squamata; Phrynosomatidae.